Messenger RNA from Medicago truncatula (barrel medic), 843 nucleotides. RefSeq lists its product as uncharacterized. Bases 45 to 560 code for a protein of 171 amino acids. Gene Ontology annotation, cellular component: chloroplast. The transcript has 3 exons. Lineage: Eukaryota; Viridiplantae; Streptophyta; Magnoliopsida; Fabales; Fabaceae. The record is from RefSeq and is a predicted model, not a curated record.
AACAAAAGAAAAGAUAAUAAUUGCAGUGACCAGUUAACAUUAACAUGACGACGGUCUCUCUAUUGGCGCCACCAAUUUCCCUCCUCCACCGUCGACCUUCUUCUUCUCCUCCAACUCUAACAACUCACUCUCACACCCACAAUUUCUCUAACCCCAUUUUCUCAAAUUCCUCAACCAACAAAAAAACUAUAGUCUUUGGUAUCAAUCCCAGUGACUCAAGACCAGACAAUCCUCUUUUCUUGGAUGAAAACAAUGCAGUGGUCGAUGACAUGGACGGUUACCUCAACAACCUUUCCCUCGAAUACGAAUCUGUUUGGGACACCAAACCAUCUUGGUGUCAGCCAUGGACAAUUACGCUAACUGGGGUUUCAAUAAUUUCCAUUAGCUGGUUAAUUUUCAACUCUAUCUUUGUAACUUCAGCUAUAUCCUUACUCAUAUUCGCAUGGUGGUAUAUCUUUCUAUAUUCUUAUCCUAAGGCAUAUUCAGCGAUGAUUGCUGAGCGCAGAGAAAAGGUUACAGACGGCGUUGAAGACACUUUUGGUCGUAGGAAGAAGCAGUAAUUUCAAUUUUACCCACUCUUCACUUGUGCUCAUCUUUCUUUCUGUAUGUCACAAAUUGUCUCUACUUGUAUUUUAUAAUUUAGUCAACAGAACAGUAGCUGUUAAGGCCUCUAUUCACAUUAUUUCUGUAAAUUAGCUUGGAGAUCAUAUGGUGAAAUGCUAGUCUUGACAAAUAACACUUCUCUCACACUUUAUGUAAAAAUGUUGGACUAGAAUUUCAAGCAAUCAAAAAACACUGCGGUCAACAAAUCCAUCUGAGAAAGUCAAAAUAUAAGUUGUUCAA